This is a messenger RNA of Scedosporium apiospermum, 378 nucleotides long. RefSeq lists its product as uncharacterized. The record is from RefSeq and is a predicted model, not a curated record. Lineage: Eukaryota; Fungi; Ascomycota; Sordariomycetes; Microascales; Microascaceae. The transcript has 2 exons. Bases 1 to 378 code for a protein of 125 amino acids.
AUGCAGCUCAAAACCGUCCUCAUUGCGUCCCUAGCGACCACUGUCAGCGCACGCAUUCACGGCAUCGGCUUCCCGAAGACAAUCAAAGCUGGAGAUGAGGUGACGGCUAUCAUUGGGAGCGCCAACUACAUCCAGUCCGUCUACGAUGUUGCUAUCGCUUUCGGCAUCAACAGGGAGGCCGCAGCAUUUCCCGACACGCUUGGUCCCGUUCUAGGUUCCUUCUACCUUGGGCCUGAGGAUGGUAGAUAUGUCAUUGGCGCUGCUCUGCUGAGUUUGUAUGGGGCAAGCGUGAACCCCGUACUUGUUGGGUACAACGUCACGGUUACCAUUGGGGAAGAGACGAGCGAGGAUUACGUGAAUAGCUGGGAUGAGGAGUAG